Stereum hirsutum FP-91666 SS1 is the source of this 3785-nucleotide messenger RNA. Its product is annotated as condensin complex subunit SMC2. Gene Ontology annotation, molecular function: ATP binding; protein binding; ATP hydrolysis activity. Gene Ontology annotation, biological process: chromosome organization. The transcript has 15 exons. The annotation marks the transcript as partial. Lineage: Eukaryota; Fungi; Basidiomycota; Agaricomycetes; Russulales; Stereaceae. Gene Ontology annotation, cellular component: chromosome. The record is from RefSeq and is a predicted model, not a curated record.
CGAUGCGCAUCGAAGAGCUCGUUCUCGACGGCUUCAAGUCCUACCCCGUUCGAACUGUAAUCACCGGAUGGGACUCUUCGUUCAAUGCUAUCACCGGCCUCAAUGGCUCGGGCAAGUCUAACAUCCUCGACGCUAUAUGCUUCGUUUUGGGAAUCACGAACAUGACCUCGAUGCGAGCACAGAACCAACAGGAUCUCAUAUACAAACGUGGCCAAGCUGGAGUGACAAGAGCUAGCGUUACCAUCGUCUUCGACAACUCGGACAAAGCUGCAAGUCCCCCUGGCUUUCAAGAAUAUCCCCAGAUAACGGUGACCCGUCAGAUUGCCCUUCCUAACCUCUCGAAGUACCUUCUCAAUGGCCACAAGACUCAGCAGCAAACCGUCCAAUCACUUUUCCAGAGCGUGCAGCUCAACAUCAACAAUCCGAACUUUCUCAUCAUGCAAGGGCGAAUCACCAAGGUCCUCAACAUGCGGCCACCUGAGAUUCUCGGAAUGGUCGAAGAAGCUGCCGGUACCCGCAUGUUCGAGGAACGAAAGGAGAAAGCGAUCAAGACAAUGGCCAAGAAGGAGAAACGCGUCGAAGAGAUCACUUCCCUGCUAAACGAGGAGAUCAUACCCAAGCUUGACAAGCUACGACAGGAGAAACGUCAAUUCUUGCAGUGGCAGAAAGCGUGCACAGAGCUCGAAAACAUCGGACGCAAACUUCGGGCAUGGGAAUGGACGGACGCUAACGAACGAGUAGAGCGCAAGGAAGUCGAGAUCGAACAGAAGAAGGAAGAGGCGGUGAAGGUGAAGAAGGACAAGGUGAAGAUUCUGAAGGAGGUCGAGGCCGCAGAGAAGGACGCGAAGGAAGUCCAGGCGCAGAGAGAUAGGGAGAUGAAAAAGGGCGGAAAGUUAAAGAAGAUGGAGGAAGAAGUAGCCGCGCUCGACAAGGAGUUAACGAAGAUGCGAACUCAGGUCGAGCUUCAGGAGAAGAGCAUCACAGAGGAGGAAGGCAAGGCAGUUGACGCGCGUGAUGCUUUGAAGCUGCUUGAGGACGAGAUGGCUCACAAAAAAGCCGAGGUCGAGAAACUUACGGCCGCUCAUGCGAAGGUCAAGGAGCAGCACAAGACGGCCGAGGAUUCCCUUGCAAGCGCGGAGGAUCUACUUCAAACGUUGCUCACCGGUCUUACUACGGGUGGUACGAAGAACACUGGCGGUGGAUACAUGGGACAGCUCGCUGAUGCGAAGGCUCGCUUGAGCCAGGCGGCGACAGAGGAGGAGCAGAACCGUGUCAAGUUGGGGAUGAGGCAAAAGGAACUCAAGGAUUUGGAGGCACGGUGGAAGACCGUCGAGAGAGAAGCCGGAGAAGCGACGCGUAAUCUGGACGCAAUGAAGGUCGACGUAGAGAAAUGCCGCAAGAAGUUGGCGGAAUGUGGCUGGACUGCAGAGAAGGAGCAGGAGCGGGAGACUGCCAUCAGGACGGCCAAGGCGCAGAUCGACUCGCUCACGGAGGAACGCGAUCUUGCGAAACAACGCCUCUCGCAGCUGGACUUCAACUAUUCCCUUCCUUAUCCAAAUUUCGACACCUCCAAGGUCAAGGGCCUCGUGGCCUCUCUGAUCUCCUUGGACCCCAAGGAUUACAACAAGGCGACUGCUCUCGAGAUCGCCGCUGGCGGGAGGCUCUACAACGUCAUCGUCGCGGAUGAGAAUGUCAGCAAGGAUCUGAUCAACAAAGGCCAGCUCAGGAAGCGUGUCACCAUUCUUCCUCUGAACAAGAUCGACGGCCAUGUUGUCCCCAUCAUGAAAGUCAAUGCUGCGAAAUCCGCACGGCCUGGAAAGACCAACCUUGCCCUCGAACUCGUCGGCUACGACGCCGAACUCGAGAACGCCAUGAAGUUCGUCUUCGGCGGUACCAUCGUCUGCGAAGAUGCCGAAUCAGCGAAAUACGUCACUUUCAGUGUUGGUGGUAUCCGUUCCGUGACCCACGCAGGGGAUGUCUAUGACCCCUCUGGAACGUUAAGUGGGGGAGCUGCGCCUAGUGGCAGCGGCAUCCUUGUUCGUGCCCAGGACCUUCAGGCGGUCGAAAGGAAGUUGAAGGUAGCAAGAAGUCAGUAUGACAAUCUUCAGCGUGAGGAGCAACGCUUGAGCAACGUGCGCGAUGCAUGGCGGCAGCUGUCGAGAGACCUGGAGAUCAAGGAGCAUCAGCUCAAGCUCUUGGAAGAACAACUCGGCGGCAGCAAUGCAAACAGGAUCAAGUCGCAGAUUGAGGAGCUGAAGACCACGAUUGCCGAGAUCCAGGCGGCACUCGCUGCUGCCCAGGAGAAACAGAAGGCAGCGAAGGCAGAAUGCAAGAAACUCGAAAAAGACAUGGAGGAGUUCAAGAACAACAAGGAGGGCAAGACCGAAGAACUCAAGGCGGACAUCCAGAAGCAAAAGGCUGCCCUCCAAAAGCAGGCCGUCGGUGUCAAGACGAAACAGAAGGACAUGGCGGCCGCUACCCUGGAACUUGAGGGAUUCGAAAAGGAUCUCGACAGAGCACGGGAAACGAUCGCCUCGACAGACAGCGGAGUUGAAAAACUGCGCAAAGCACUGAAGAAGCUCUCGGACUCCCUCAAGGAAAGCGAGGACGCAUAUGCAGAAGCGGAACGUCAAUUGCAGGAAGAACGUGCAAGCCUCAGUCGUUUCGACAAUGAGCUCGCGGACCUUGAGCGAGUGAUCAAGGCGAAGAAGGAGGCUGCCUCAGAGGCCGACCUGAACGUUCAGAAGUUGGAACAUGCUCAGCAGGCGCUAACGAAGGAGAAGGAGACUGCUGCCAAGUUCGUCACGAACCUUGAGAAACAGUACGAUUGGCUUGCAGAGGAAAGCCAUCUGUUCGGCAAACCCGAUACACCGUACCAUUUCGGCUCCAUGGACGUUGGCGCUCUUCAGGCUAGAGCCCAAGAAUUGGAACAAUACCAGGGCGGCAUGAAGAAGAAAGUGAACCCAAAGGUACUCAACAUGAUUGAAAGUGUCGAGAAGCGAGAAGCUGGUUUGAAGGAAAAUCUGGCUAGGGUUAACACAGACAAGACGAAGAUCGAAAAGACCAUUGGAGAACUGGAUCGGUACAAGCGUGAAGCACUUCACACGACGUGGGAGAAAGUGAAUGGUGAUUUCGGGGGAAUCUUCGCAGAACUUCUACCAGGCAACUUCGCCAAGUUGCAACCUCCAGACGGCCAAGACCUUAUGGAUGGUCUGGAGAUCAAAAUCCGUCUCGGCAGCGUCUGGAAGCAAAGCCUGACAGAGCUUAGCGGAGGUCAACGAUCUCUCAUUGCUCUCUCACUGAUCAUGGCUCUCCUGCAGUUCAAACCCGCGCCAGUCUAUAUCCUCGACGAAAUUGAUGCCGCCCUUGAUCUCUCACAUACCCAGCACAUCGGGACGUUAUUCCGGACUCGUUUCCGCGGUGCUCAGUUCAUUGUUGUCUCCCUCAAAGAAGGCCUUUUCAACAACGCCAAUGUCCUCUUCCGUACACACUUCAGAGACGGCACUAGUAUCAUCACACGAACGGGAGAAAGGAGUAAUUCGACACUGUAUGCCAACGAGAGAAAUCGAGCGAGAGCUUCAUAGAGAUGAUUGCUGGCUACUCAUCUGUCUUUUCGUUUGUGGUCUUUUUUCGUCAGGAAUGUAGUUGUUUUGUAUUGGUUUCGUCUUUGAGCUCGUUCUUCCAUGAUUUCUCUCUGCCGAUUGUGCGCCUGUAUCUUGUAUCCUCUUCAUUUGUUGCUAUCUAUCAUAUUCUCUCACACCUGCUAUUCAUCGGCACCUUUUCAC